Messenger RNA from Ascochyta rabiei, 1788 nucleotides. RefSeq lists its product as uncharacterized. The transcript has 2 exons. The coding region runs from base 1 to 1788 and encodes 595 amino acids. The record is from RefSeq and is a predicted model, not a curated record. NCBI's taxonomy places the organism in Eukaryota, Fungi, Ascomycota, Dothideomycetes, Pleosporales, Didymellaceae. Gene Ontology annotation, cellular component: membrane. Gene Ontology annotation, biological process: phosphate ion transmembrane transport.
AUGCCGCGCCUCACACAGUACAACUAUGUCUUCGCCAUCGGCACCUUCUUUGCCCUGCUCGAUGCCUACAACAACGGUGCUAACGAUGUUGCCAACGCUUGGGCUACUUCGGUCUCGUCCCGCUCCGUCACCUACCGCCAGGCCAUGAUCCUGGGUACCAUCUUCGAGAUGGUUGGCGCCAUCACGGUUGGUGCCCGUACUGCUGAGACCAUCAAGAACGGAAUCAUCCCUCCCGAUGCCUUCAAGGGUGACGCCGGUGUUCAGAUGCUUGCCUUUACUUGCGCUCUGGCCGGUGCCUCUAUCUGGGUCAUGUGGUGCACAAGGCACUCCGCUCACGUCUCGUCCUCGUACUCGCUCAUCUCAUCCGUUGCUGGUGUCGGUGUUGCCGUCGCUGGUGCUAGUAAGGUCCAGUGGGGAUGGAACAAGGGCAAGGGUCUUGGUGCUAUCUUCGCUGGUCUUGGAAUGGCUCCUGCUGCCUCCGCCUGCUUUGGUGCCAUCAUCUUCAUGCUCAUCAAGACGACUGUUCACCUCCGCAAGAACCCCGUGCCCUGGGCUAUCUGGACCGCGCCCUUCUUCUUCCUCAUCGCCGGUACCGUCUGCACCCUCUCGAUCGUCUACAAGGGAUCUCCCAACCUCGGUCUUAACAAGAAGCCUGCGUGGUAUGUCGCUACCGUCACUGUCAGCUGCGGUGUUGGCCUCGCCCUUCUUUCCUUCCUCAUCUUCGUCCCCUACCUCCACGCCCGCGUCGUCAAGAGGGAUCACACCGUCCGCUGGUACCACAUGUUCAUGGGCCCUCUCCUUUUCCGCCGCCCCUCCCCUGAGGGUGCCGAGGCUGCUCGCGUCCCCGACUACGCUGUUGUCCAGCACCACGACGAAGAGGUCAAGCCUGAGCUCAAGAAGUCCGACAGCUCCUCCGACGAAAUCACUCCUGCCGACCAUGAGAAGGGUCUUGUUGUCACCGAGGACCGUCAGCUCAGUUACAAGGAGCUUAUGCAGCAGGGUCAGGACCGCUUCCACGCCAGGCUCAGGACCAAGAGCGGCCUUCUCGGCUGGGCUAUGCGCUACCUCCACCAGAACCAGAUCGAGACUGGUGAGAUCUACGAGAAGAAGAACAUGAUCAUCACUCUCAAGCGCAUUCCUGCCAUGAUCGUUGUUGGUGCUCUCUACGGUGCCAACUACGACAUCCACGCAGCCCAGACUGGUAUCCACGGUACUCCUGAGGGCAGGCGCAUGGAGCGUGUCUACUCCCACGCCCCCAAGUACGCCAACGAGGUCGAGCACACAUACUCGUUCGUCCAAGUUCUUACUGCUUGCACUGCUUCCUUCGCUCACGGCGCCAACGAUAUCGGUAACGCUGUCGGUCCGUGGGCUGUCAUCUACUCUGCCUGGAACACUGGUAGCGCCUCCAAGUCCAAGGCCCCUGUCCCUAUCUGGCAGCUUGCUGUUCUCUCCGCCACUUUGUCUCUGGGUCUCGUCACUUACGGAUACAACAUCAUGAAGGUCAUGGGUAACAAGAUCACCUACCACUCGCCUAGCAGAGGUUGCUCCAUGGAGAUGGGCGCCGCGCUUACCGUCCUCAUCUUCUCGCAAUACUCCCUCCCCGUCUCGACAUCCAUGUGCAUCACCGGUGCUACUGUCGGUGUCGGUCUCUGCAACGGUACCAUCAAGGCUGUCAACUGGCAGCGAGUUGGUCUCCUUGUUUUCUCGUGGAUCAUGACUAUCCCUAUUGCUGGCACCAUCGGUGGCCUGGCCAUGGGUAUUGUCCUCAACGCCCCUCACUUCAAGUAA